Messenger RNA from Camelina sativa (false flax), 1291 nucleotides. Its product is annotated as putative purine permease 6. The record is from RefSeq and is a predicted model, not a curated record. NCBI's taxonomy places the organism in Eukaryota, Viridiplantae, Streptophyta, Magnoliopsida, Brassicales, Brassicaceae. Gene Ontology annotation, cellular component: membrane. Gene Ontology annotation, molecular function: purine nucleoside transmembrane transporter activity.
ACCAUCUUUAUUUGUUCCCUGAGAUAUUGCUCCUUCCGGUUUCUAAGAUGGAACUAGAAUCAGAAACUCAAGAACUCCAUCUUCACGUAAAUGGCGAACCUGAAGGGAAAAAUUCAACAAAAGAGAGAAGUCACAACUACUCAUGGAGGUUAAGAGUAUCUCUCUACGUCACUCUCCUCUUAGCUGGAGAGACAAUAGCCACUCUCUUAGGUAGACUUUACUACGAAAAAGGCGGUAAAAGCACGUGGCUGGAGACCUUGGUUCAGCUUGUUGGAUUCCCUCUAACACUUCCUUGCUAUUAUUACAUAAAGCCUGAGCCGUCCAAGACUAAAACCAAAACCAAAACCAAAAACACUUAUUCUUCUUUCUUGACACUAUCUUUAGUGUAUGUUGGACUUGGCUUGCUUGUUGCUGCACACUGUGUUAUGUACUCCUUUGGAUUACUCUACCUUCCUGUCUCAACUUUCUCUUUGAUCUCCGCGUCGCAAUUGGCUUUUAAUGCCAUUUUCUCUUACUUCCUAAAUUCACAAAAAAUUACUCCUUUUAUACUCAAUUCACUUGUUCUCUUAACCACAUCUUCUAUACUUCUAGUUCUCCAAGAUGAGCCUGAAUCUUCUUAUUCUUCUUCCUCUAAGUCAAGUUAUGUGAUUGGGUACAUCUGCGCGAUAGGUAGCUCAGCAGGGUAUUCUCUGGUGCUUUCUUUAACAGAUUAUGCGUUCGAAAAGAUCCUAAGGAAAUACACUUUCAAGGUGAUUUUAGAUAUGGCCACAUAUCCAUCUUUAGUGGCUACUAUUGCAGUUGUGGUUGGACUUUUUGGAAGUGGUGGGUGGAAAAUGUUGAGGAUGGAAAUGGAUGAGUUUGAACUUGGGAAAGGCUCGUACGUUUUGAUAGCUGUCGGUUCGACGAUAUCAUGGCAAGCUUGUUCGAUUAGUAGUAUUGGUUUGAUUCUUGAAGUUUCAUCUCUAUUUUCUAAUGUCAUAAGCACUCUUUGUUUACCCGUUGUUCCUGUUCUCGCUGUUGUGUUCUUCCGCGAUGAGAUGAACGGAAUCAAGUUCGUUGCAAUGCUUUUGGCCAUUUGGGGAUUUGUUUCGUAUGCUUACCAGCAUUAUGUCGAUGAGCAAAAUCCAGAAGAAGAGCAAGAGCUUCCUCAACCUGAAGAAGAAAAAGAAGUAACAAAAGAUGAUAAAUGUCAUGUCCAAGCUUAGACAAAGUUCCACUAACCAAAGCUUGUAAAUGUGAACCAACAAUAUAAUAUAAGUUAACAGUUAUAAAUAGUAGACACUAGAAUAAA